This is a messenger RNA of Zychaea mexicana, 1440 nucleotides long. RefSeq lists its product as uncharacterized. The transcript has a single exon. Bases 195 to 1187 code for a protein of 330 amino acids. Lineage: Eukaryota; Fungi; Mucoromycota; Mucoromycetes; Mucorales; Lichtheimiaceae. The record is from RefSeq and is a predicted model, not a curated record.
UCCACACACUGCUGCUUCCCACUACUUCACUGUUACGCACCGCAACUCCCUUCCUCUUCCAGAUCUCCUCUCCUUUUAUAUAGUGGAUAGUCCCUCUUUUUUCCCUUUACUUUCUUCUUCUUCUUUUUUUUGGUUUCAAUCUUUCGCUCUUUUAUUUUUCUUUCAACAUACUACAAACACACUAUUGACCGACUAUGGCUACUACUCAAGACCAACAACAACAACAGGCUGUAGAUUUGAAUUCAGCCAUUAGCACACCUGUCACUGGCAGCAGUGGGCUUGCAAGUAGUGUGAGCACGACGGCUACAUCGACAUGCUCGGCCAACUCAUCCGGGGUACCCGACUUUACCGAAUUUAAGCUCAAUCCAUUCCACCUGACUGCAGAUUCGGGCACCCCAGCUCCCCACCGACUACGAGAAGCACGACGAUCGCUCGCUUUAUAUUUGGAACCGUGCAAGGGCACGGAAUUCCAAACCUCACUGGAGACAUUCCAAGAGCAAUCAUUUUCAAAAUUUGGACCGAAUCAAGCGCACAAUGCCUCACCCCAUGUGUCAGUCUUGGGACGAGUGCAUAUUGAGCGGGGCCAAGAGUUCUUGGCCAAAUGGCAUGCCGUGGACGAGUUUAUAUCGGUUGUCAACCAAGAACUCGACGCGACAGCAACACAGCUACCGCCGCCGUCCUUUUGCGGCUAUGAAAUCACAGAAAGACCGUCGAGGGCCUUGACGAUGCGGUUCCGUGUCGACCCGGCCUACGCACAGUUGGCGAAACGCAUCGAACACAAGAUGAAGAGUCAGUGUGCCGCGUUUGAUAUCCGGCCCAUGGAUCGGAUUGAUCUGGCGUACAACGUAUUGCGACCCAUGCCGAAACAGACACUGAAGAGUAUGCGUGAUAUGGCCAAGGAGACGAUCCAGGUUGAAAUUGGAGGUGCCUGGCAACUGACAUUGUAUGAGGUCAUGCUCGAAAGUCGUGUGGUCGGCGUCAAACAGCAAGUCUCUGCGAUCCAGUCGUGGCCUGUCCGCCAGCCGCCCGCUGAAAAGCAAUCGUCGUCGUUCUUACCAAUGUCCUUCCGUAUCAAGCUCGCCAUGUUGUCCUCUUGGUUGCAGUGGAAUCCGGCAUCGUCGUCGUCCACUGUCAAUCCAAACAAGCGCAUCGAAUAUGAUGCGACCAACAAGGCGGUUACUGCUUGAACUCUUAGCGAAUCCACUCUUUCUUUUGUUUUUGCCUCUCCAUUUGUUUGCGUAGUUAUCAUUUAGAUAGUAUAUCAAUCAUUCUUCAUUCCUCUUCCAUUUCUACCAAGUGUCUUUUCUUUCCCUUUUUUUUUAUUAUCUUUCCAACCCGCACACUCACGACUAUACCUUAUUGUUUAUUAUUCCACUAAUUUAAUUGCUGUUUUGGGGCUACUCCAUCUCCUUAAUCCUCUCUUAUUAUUUCAUUACUAGU